GAAGAAUUUUAAAUCCGCAGACACAAUACGCUGCGAGUUCAAUGCUAAUCUAAAUAAUUGUGCACGGUGCAGAUACGGCUCAUUUUAUGUAUGUUUGACUGGCUCGUACGCGUUGUAAUCCUCGAGCGAAACUGGGUGAUUCUUCUCGUUGUACUUUAUGUUAUGAUGUUUCAUACUACGAUGCACGUUUAACUUGCCGCGACCGACCAUUAACAUGCCACGCUAGAAUUAGCGACGAUUCCAAAACUCGCGUAGCCUAGUUAAAGUAUACGCGAAUAAUCGUCGCUUUUUAAACAUCAAAUUGUAUUCCAAUACAUGCCGCAUUAAUUUCCAGAUUAUAGUAUUUUAUUUGCCGGUUUAAUUCGCUUCAGAGCAACGUUGUCAUAAUUUGUGAUUAAAUCAAGUUGGUUCAUGAUGUUGAAUUUUCCCGGAUUAAUAUCCCACUAUUCAUCCAGAAUACAUUAUGUCGAGAUGCAAACUGAAAUGGUUAUGCCUUUUCUCAAAGACUAAACGAACAGAAGCCAGCCUGGUCAUUUGAACGUAUUUUCUUAAACCCACUCUUGUUUAUAUGGUUAUCCUUUUUGGUGGAAUAUCGGCUACCAACAGCAGCCGACAGAGACGCAGGCGCAUGAAGGGGUAAACAUCCAAUGGAGCUUAAUGUUUGAAGACAAAUAAAAGCAAAGCUCGUAAUAUAGAGAAUUUAAAGGCGCUUUCGAGCUCGGGGAGGUCCUGAAGUCUGUUUUCGCCCUUUCCACGUGAUUGGCAAACUUGACAGUGACUGACAGGCAUCCGUACAAACUACGCAACCGAUCUGCCAAGUCCAAUAGAAAAUCAGCAGUGGGUUGAAUGUCUUUUUCCCUUCAAAAUCAUCACGGUUCUAGUUUUAUAUUUUCCUACUGUCGAACCCCCCAAAUUCACUGAUCGAGGCUGCCAUAGUCAGCCAGAGGGCAUCCCCUUCCCUUGUAUUUUUGACGGUUGAUUUUUUGACUGUGGGAUUGCAUUUUUGUUUGGAUCCGAGAGGCAUCGCUUGAGCGAAGGAGCGGGAGUGCGUGUGAGCAGAAGAGACCGCGGGGGAAAAGAGAAGCCUCCAUGUUUCAGCUGCCAAUCUUGAAUUUUAGCCCCCAGCAGGUAGCAGGGGUUUGCGAGACUUUAGAGGAGAGCGGGGACGUUGAAAGGCUCGGUCGCUUCCUCUGGUCGCUGCCCGUAGCUCCGGCUGCCUGCGAUGUGCUCAACAAGAAUGAGUCGGUCCUGCGAGCGCGAGCCAUCGUGGCCUUCCACACUGGAAAUUUUCGCGAGCUCUACCACAUCUUGGAAAGCCACAAAUUUACCAAAGAGUCUCAUUCAAAACUGCAGGCCCUUUGGCUGGAGUCGCACUACCAGGAGGCGGAGAAGUUGAGGGGCCGCCCGCUAGGACCGGUGGAUAAAUACAGGGUGAGGAAGAAGUUCCCUCUGCCCCGGACGAUUUGGGAUGGCGAACAAAAGACUCAUUGCUUCAAGGAGAGAAUCCGACAUUUGCUCAGAGAAUGGUACCUUCAGGAUCCCUAUCCAAACCCGAGCAAAAAGAGGGAGCUUGCUCAGGCUACCGGACUGACUCCCACACAAGUAGGGAACUGGUUCAAAAACCGCAGACAAAGGGACAGAGCUGCAGCCGCGAAAAACAGGCUACAGCAGCAAGUCCUAUCCCACGGCUCAGUUCGGUCUAUAGCGGAAGAUGACGGCACUCUGGAUCGACUCGGCACUGCAUCAAGUCCCGAGACCAGUCUUACCAGGAAAGCCGCCCCCUCGGCCGUCUCCUUGACUUCCAGCGACAGCGAAUGUGACAUCUAAUUGCGCGCCCGACCAGCCAGCGUGAGACCGGAUAUAAAAGAGAAAAUCCAUACGUUAGGAAGUGAACUGAUAGCUAUAAACCGCAAGAUGGAACAACAGUGCCUGCCUUAAGGAAUGAGGACAGUUUAACCCAAAGGCUGCCAAAUCGUCAGGCUUCAUCCGAAAUGCCAUGUCUUAACAAUGUAUAUAUUUUCCAUUUACAUUUUUUAAAAUCGAUGGUAGCUUUUCUAUAGACGCCCGUUUUAAAACACGAAAAAAAGAAAAAAAAGAAAAACGGUCACCUGAAAUAAAAUUAAACUGACAGACAUUUUGAAAAGAACAACAGCUCCCCUUUUUUAAAGGAGCCUCAAAUUGCACUGCAAAACAAUCGACAAGACAACACAGUGCGAGCAUCUGCACGUCAAGUCUCAAGGCUAUUUCAAGUUCUGCUCUCAUUUUUAUUCAGUCUUUUUUAUGGAUGUUUAUUCGCUUAUUUGAAUGAUUUAUUUAGCUGUUCAUUGUGCAGAGUUGAAACGUGUAGAAUACAUGUGUCUCUGAGUGGUGGUGGACAUAUAUAGGACUAUUUCAUUAAAAAUGUAAAAUAAAGAAAUAAUGUGUCCAUCAAAUGAAUGAAGAUGGCAUUUUAUUACAAUAGCGAUGAGCAGUGAAUACAUUAUUAUUAUUAUUAUUAUUAUUAUUAUUAUUAUUAUUAUUAUUAUUAUUAUUACUAUUAUGUGAUAUGACUUAUCAUUUUUAGAAAUCUAUCGAAGUCGGGUUAAUGUGGGCCUGCGGUAUAGUCAAAAUGUUACAGGUUUGUGGUAGUGGAGAUAUGGUUAAAGAUAGCCUAAAGUCAAAGAAUUAUGUUUGAAUAUAGAUCAGACAGUAAAAUAAAUUUUAAAGCGUCAUUGUUCAAAAUAUUUAUGAUUUUCAUCAUGACAUAAACAAAUCAAAAAAUAUAA
Messenger RNA from Anguilla anguilla (European eel), 2765 nucleotides. RefSeq names its product homeobox protein SIX6-like. Gene Ontology annotation, biological process: regulation of transcription by RNA polymerase II; eye development. The record is from RefSeq and is a predicted model, not a curated record. The transcript is spliced from 2 exons. Gene Ontology annotation, molecular function: RNA polymerase II cis-regulatory region sequence-specific DNA binding; DNA-binding transcription factor activity, RNA polymerase II-specific. The coding region runs from base 1090 to 1827 and encodes 245 amino acids. NCBI's taxonomy places the organism in Eukaryota, Metazoa, Chordata, Actinopteri, Anguilliformes, Anguillidae. Gene Ontology annotation, cellular component: nucleus; transcription regulator complex.